AUGCACCACAUCCAAAUCGUGUCAAGGAUUAGAGAUUUACCUGAAAUACCUCCCUCCGGUUGUCCUAACUUUCGUGGAGUAUGGGAAAGUCUUCGACAGCAUAGGAAGGAUUGCAAUACUAUGCCAAACUCCACACCAAUGGGUAUGGAUCAUCGUCAUUUAGCCAUAUGGAUGUGGACACACAGUCAAUCGCUUACGGAUAACAGUGAAACAUCAAUCGAAUCGGCCACAAGUGACGGGCUUGGUCGGCAACAGGACAAUUCCGAACCAUCGAUCGAUCGUCUAAACACAGCGGGACCUCUUACCGACUGCUCUACGCCCGCCCAUCCGACCAAAUAUGCGUAA
Necator americanus (New World hookworm) is the source of this 345-nucleotide messenger RNA. RefSeq lists its product as uncharacterized. Bases 1 to 345 code for a protein of 114 amino acids. The transcript has 3 exons. The record is from RefSeq and is a predicted model, not a curated record. Lineage: Eukaryota; Metazoa; Nematoda; Chromadorea; Rhabditida; Ancylostomatidae.